GCUGGGGAAUUUGAGCAGCAUUCAGUUAAUACAUCAGUUGAUCAGUGUAGAAUUCAGCAGCUCAUUCAGGGAAGUGACACAGAGCUCAGCCGGGAGUGCCGGGAGUUUCUACGUCGUGUGACUCCUCCCACUGCAAAACUGAAAGUAAAUUCCAUGUCCCUCGGCUGAACAGGGAAGUCGCCAUGAGAGAAAUAAGUUUGUGAUUAGGAAAUGUUCCCCCUGAGAACUUAUUAACAUAAGGGAUGGGACCCCCAAAGCUGCAGGUGGAACAGACCAUCAAUAUGGGGCCCCCCAGUUUCUUCUGGUUCCUACUGAUCUCUCUGUCACUGACAGGAACAGGUUCAUUAACAGUGGAAAUGGGGGAGUCGCCUGUGAAAUCCUUGAGGAAUAAAGAAGCGAUUAUCCCAUGUACUAUAAGUGACUGGGGCCCUGGAGACAUGAAUCUCCCCAAACUGUCAGUUGAAUGGACCCAAAUACUCUUGAAUGGAAGUGAAGAGCAAGUUUAUCUGUAUGUGUCUGGGACUCCCACCCCCACCCGGCCGGGAUCCUACAUAUCAGACAGUGAGAUUAUAAGAGGCAAUGUGGCACUUCACUUACCCCGGGUUCAGUUCACAGAUGAAGGAGAAUAUACCUGCACUGUCUUUUAUACCCCUAAUAAAGUAGUGGGACAUUCUACCCUGCAGGUGUCAGCUCCCCCAACUGCCAGUCUGACACCUACUGAUAUCACAAUGGAGCCUGGAAUGGAGAAGACAGUUGUAUGUAAAGCCAAUGAGUUUUAUCCCAAAGACAUAACUUUCCAUUGGAUAAAACACAUCGCUGGUUCCAGAGUUGGUCUGUUACAAGAAGACGGAGUCUCUUACACUCACCCAAAAAAGAACAAAGAUGAAACCUACAAUCAAACAAGUUUUCUGCGGAUUAACCCAACACUAGAAGAUAAUGGGAAUAUAUAUUCCUGUAAUGUGUCCCACAGAUCCAUGGAAACUGAUCUGCACUUCAAUCUCACUCUCUCUGUGACAGAUCCACCUGACCAAACAGGCACAAUUAUUGGAGCUGUGGUUGUAGUGAUACUUCUAGUCCUUCUGGGUCUGUCCAUUUGUAUCUACAUGAUGUUCUAUAAGAAAGAGCCCCCAGAACUUUCUCCCAUUACCGGAGCAGAACAUUUGGUGCAUAUGAACAGGGCGACUCUGUCCUGCCAGAUCUCUGAGUUCCGACCCAAACCCAUCAGAAUUACAUUGUGGCUGAAAAGAAAUGGGGGAGAAGAGUUGGAAAUUGACUCCUGGAAUUCGGAGACACAAACGGGUUCCUCUGCCCCAGUGUCACAUCACAGAGAGGAGCAGCGUGUGGUUAUUGUACCAGAGAGAGAAGGGUUAAUGAGAAAUGGGAAUGUGAAUAAUCUGCCCCCAGCACAGAGACCUCUGCAAGUGGAAAUGGUUCCUGUAACAAAAACUAGUAAAUAUAGAAGAAUUUCCUACUGCCAAUUCUUAAUCCAUAUAACUCCAGACAUAGAGGAAGAUGAUGAAGCAGAACUGACUGUGAGGGUCACUCACUCUGCCCUGAGACUCCCCAUCUCUGAGUCCUGUCGGCUGGAGGCCAGUGGAGUUCCUCCCAAAUUAUCAAAGAUUGUAUCCCCUCUCCGAAUCCUCCAUGGAGAACCCCUGACUCUGACCUGUCCCAUCUAUGGCUUCAAGCCAAAGCCGCUCCUUGUUACUUGGCUGAAAGUGGAUUCCAAUGGUCGGGAAACAGAACUUCUCAGCUGGGAUCAAGGUACCACCAACAUUAAUGAUCCCAAAUAUUCCCAUCAGCUGGCAGAGGAUGAGAGAGAAGAAGAUGAUAUGAAUUAUUUCUUAAGCAAUCUGACUCUGAGGCCCACAGUGAGGGCAGAUGAUGGAGCUCAGUACGUCUGUAGGACUCAUCAUUAUACAACAGAACAUACAGCAGAGAAACUUAUGGAAAUGCAGGUUUUAGCUGUUCCAGAGCUGGAUCCUAUACAGAUAUCAGCAGAGAUUCUAUAUGUUGGGGAAGAGAUGCAGUUGUCCUGCAGAAUCCAUUCCUUCCAUCCACAGACAUUGGAAUUUUCCUGGUAUAAAGAGGAUGAGAUGUUGGAAUCAUACAAUGAAACAAUUAAUUCUGAUAACCAUGGAUUGUUCUAUUGUACCAGUCGUACAACCUACAGCCCCUGUGUGAGGGACAUUGGGAAGAAGUUCAGGUGUGAGGUCUCUCAUCCAACUCUCCAAAACCCUAAAUGUGUUUCCUGGGAACUGAAACAUCUCAUAAGUGAGCCGAGGGUAAGUGCCAUAAAGUGUGACCCUGAGGUUCCUGGGUGCAACCAAACUACAACAUUAUUCUGUACUAUAGAGAAAUUUUACCCUAAAGACCUCAAAAUCCGAUGGUAUCGGGGGCUGGAAGUCAUCAAGUCAGAAAGUGAUCCAGAAGGUGCCAAGGAAGACCCAGAAUCAGGACUUUUCUCCAGAACCACAGAAAUACAGAUCAUUCCCACUAUUAAUGACCACGGGAAAGAAUUCCACAUGGAGAUAAUUCACAACUUCAAGAUCAACACAAAGGAUUUUACCAUGAAACUAAAAGGGCUGCCAGUUAUUGGAGAGAUCUUUUGCAAUAAGUAUCCCCCAAAAUAUGGGGAACCCCUAACCCUAAGCUGUGAGGUGAGUGGAUGUAAUGGCCGAGAUGUCACAGUGGAAUGGCAAAUGGGAAAUGAUCCAAUAACAAUGAGAGCAGAAACCCAAAUAAAAAGAGAUUCGGUCUCAUUCCUCCUCACACUGACGCCUACAGCAGAGCAUUAUGGGAAAUUAUUCACCUGCCUGAUAAAACACAAGGACCUUCCUGAACUGAUUAAGAAGAAUAUUUGUCUGAAGUUCCCAGCUCUAAAAGAAGUUGCACCAAAAAAAGAUUCAGCAGAAGUGGAUGGGCCAAUAAUCGUUCCAGCAGAAGUUUGUGAGAUUGAGUGUGUGACCCCCAACCCCAGGAAGGGACAGUCGCUUACCCUUCAGUGUAAGAUUAAAGGACAAGAUGUGGAACAUGGAGACUUUUCCUGGAGUGAUGGAAAGUUCCCCAUUAAGGAAAAUCUCAUAGACAACUCCAACCUCACUGAUGGCUCCGGCAGUAUCUCCAAGGUGACCUUCACACCUGAAGAUGAUCAUGGGGAAAUCAGAUUUGAGGCCACAUUUAACUUAGUAACCACUGAGAGAACCUUCCAACUGCCAUGGGUGGGGGAUUUGAGACAGGGGGUCUAUUAAAGCCCCUAUUUAGAACACUGAACCUAAAAAAACCCAUUUAUAUGUGAUGCUUGAUGUUCUACCAUGGACUAGAAAUGCCUAAAAGGGGAACACUACCCCAAAAUGUUUUUGUUGCACAAUGUGACAUGUCCGUGUCAUAUGAUGUCAAUGGUUUCUAAUGGGUUUGUGUUCCACCUGAGGAAGGGGUUGUUCCCCCAAAAGCUUGUGCCUCAUUUUUCUGCAAUAAAAGAGUUAAAGGCA
Xenopus laevis (African clawed frog) is the source of this 3491-nucleotide messenger RNA. RefSeq lists its product as uncharacterized. Bases 243 to 3251 code for a protein of 1002 amino acids. NCBI's taxonomy places the organism in Eukaryota, Metazoa, Chordata, Amphibia, Anura, Pipidae. The record is from RefSeq and is a predicted model, not a curated record. The transcript has 11 exons.